AUGAGUUUAGUCAGUAAGGUUUUGGUGAAAAGAAGCUGCCUAGAGGUGGGCAUAAGAAGGGCCCCUCAGUGGUAUUCUCACUACUCUACUACAGCGGGCAAUGCUCGUGUGAACAAGAAGGGAAGCAAGGUAGUGCCCGUGUUGACAGGAUUAGCACUGGCCUCUAUAUUUGCGAAGAAAUGGUAUGACGAUUCGCAGAUUAAGAAGGCGGAUGCCACUAGCGUUGCAGUCGACCCGUCCAUCUCUGCAUUCCCUAAGAAGAUGGGCCCUCCACAAUGGCCCUUAUCAACCCAAUACGAGCUGCUCGGUAAGGGUGUGCGUUGUGUCUCCUCCAUUACUUUCAAGGCAUAUGGCCUAGGCAUAUAUGUGGCCGCUGAGGACAAGCACCUGGUCUCCGAAGUGUUGGAUUCAAAGUUCUUGUCUCAGGCGUUCAUUGACACUACAGCGCCCCCAUCACCGGCAGAAUCACAUCAAGAUAAUUUACGCGCAGCUCUGAAUGACCCUGCUAAGGCUCCCAUCUUGAUUAAUAACCUCUUAGACAGUGGAAUCAGGCUAAUGUCCAAGAAUACUCCAAUAAAAGCAGGUUCCUUCAAGCUAUUGAUGGACGGCACCAAAAAGAGCGUUUUGAAGAACCCAGAUUCUCAGUCUCAAGACAAAGACCGGCUGGAAGCUGGCUUCCAAGAAUUGCAUGACUGUUUCAGGAGCGUAAAGGGACUUGUGGCUCGAGAUGAUGAUUUUUUCAUUGAGCUGAAUAAGGACUGCUCUAUGAACUUAUCUUACUACGCAAGGAAGAAGGACGAAUUCGUGAUAUUGGGCACCGUGAAGGAGCCUCUCAUUGGAAAGCUCUUAUUCGCUCAUUACCUCGCUGCUGUAGAUCCUCCUUCACCGGAAGCUAGGCAGGGCGUAAUCGACGCACUCGUGUCUCUAUCCUAG
Molecule: messenger RNA, 933 nt
Organism: Saccharomyces paradoxus
Lineage: Eukaryota; Fungi; Ascomycota; Saccharomycetes; Saccharomycetales; Saccharomycetaceae
Gene: AIM46
Product: Aim46p
Exons: 1
Coding region: 1-933 (310 amino acids)
Molecular function (GO): intramolecular lyase activity
Source: RefSeq, a predicted model, not a curated record